Messenger RNA from Puccinia triticina, 1272 nucleotides. RefSeq lists its product as uncharacterized. The transcript has 3 exons. The coding region runs from base 1 to 1272 and encodes 423 amino acids. Lineage: Eukaryota; Fungi; Basidiomycota; Pucciniomycetes; Pucciniales; Pucciniaceae. The record is from RefSeq and is a predicted model, not a curated record.
AUGCCCACGCUCGAACAGGCCGCCCUCUCUGGAACAUUGACUUCGAGCAGACUCCCCCUCGAGCGAGACCCAGACGGACGGGAACCCGAUCGAGAGCCCGAAGAGGCCUGCAUGCUCGAAGACCUCCUGGCGAGCCACGACGAGGACGAGUAUGGCGACUUCGAUGUCCAUCCGCGCAGCCGAGUCGCCGAUCCCGACCGGCACGGCUUCCUGCACCCCGGCCAGCAGCCCAGCAGCCAGUCGACCAGUCCUGCCGGAUCCCAGUCCAUGUCCAGGGGCUGGAGUGGCAACACCGGGCCCAAGGGCGUCCUCCUCGACUUCAAGGCCAGUCACGGUAAGAGCGGGGCCAUCCUCGGCGGCGGGGAAAGCCUCCGGGCCAACUACCCCCGCCAGAUAUCCAUGUCCUCCGCACUCGCUUCCAAGCGCUCGGCCUCCAACAGCAACAACACCCACCGAGCCUCCAGCCCAGCCAUGAGCGACUCGGACUCCUCGGACUCCAGCGAUCGCGACCACCACAUCCGUACCAACACCGCCCUCUGCAACUCUACCAAGACCACCACAAGACUCAUCUUCUCCGACAACCGUCAUCCCCAUCAACACCACCCCCGCCGAUUCGCUUCCUCCUCCUCAUCCACCUCCGCCCUCGUCAACAACCCGCGACUCGACGCCAGGGGCAAGAAGCUGUUUGGCCAUCUCCGUGAGGUCGGCGUCGAGAACUUCAUCCAGGCCGUCGAGGCCGAGAAGGACGACAAAGAAACCGUCGUCCUGGUCCACCUCUACGACCCCGCACUAGAGUCAUGUUUGAUCCUGAACAACCAUCUCUCGAACCUAGCCCGGGUGCAUCCGCGGACGAAGUUCCUUCGAGCGCUCGCCUCCGAGCUCGACUUCUUCAACGAGACGCCGACGUCGACGAGCGGGAUCGGGAUCCCGACGCUCGGGACGAGUCCGGUGCGGGGGCUCCACAGCCUGAACCUGAUGGACGACGACCCCUUCGACGACGAGCCCUCCCACCACCACCAUCAUGAUCAUCUCGACGACGACGACCACGUCCCCCAUUCGCCGCUCGAAGCUCGGACCUGUAAGGCCACCGAUAGCGACAUCCUCCCCACUCUCAUCUGGUAUCGCUCCGGCGAAUAUGUCCAGUCUUUACCUGCACUCGAACGCGAACUUCCCCUCGGCGGGAUCGUCAGAGGCGAACAAGGCUGCAGAGACUUGCAACGUUUGCUACGAAAGAACGGGAUCAUCAACGAUCCUGAAUCAGUGCCUUUGUAA